AUGUCAGCAUUACUCCAUCGGAUUUGCGUAACUCCAAGUAGAAGGAGAAAGGCUUUGCUCUCAGGCAAUAAUGGGUACGCGAAGGAGUCAGGAUUCACAUCGGUGCCUCCAAUCGAAGUUAAGUUUAUUGAGUCUGCUGGUUGAGGUGUGUUUGCUACUCGCAGAAUCGGGGCUGGCGAACUCAUCCACUCUGCAAAACCCAUCAUCUCUCACCCUUCUCUUUCUUCACUUCAUACCAUCUGCUAUUUAUGCCUCACAAAGCUAAAAUCAAAUAUCCCCUUUUUUUGUAGUGACCAAUGUAGACAUCAAUCCAAGAUAUAUGAGAACUUUUCCGUAAGCUUUUUUUCUACUUUACAUAAAGGUUGUCUAAAUCAAGGCCUAAAGUAUCAACUUCUGGUCAAGAGAUUGGCUUGCACAAUUAUAUCUGGAGCCGCCACUCCAAAAACUCUUGACAUACUUCAGACAGCAACAUUAUCUUCCAAAAUGAUUUUACUG
Lycium ferocissimum is the source of this 495-nucleotide messenger RNA. Its product is annotated as histone-lysine N-methyltransferase ATXR4. Lineage: Eukaryota; Viridiplantae; Streptophyta; Magnoliopsida; Solanales; Solanaceae. The record is from RefSeq and is a predicted model, not a curated record.